AUGGACGCGUUUCGACCCCAUGUUAUUAUGGGAGCAUCGAAAGGCGGCGUGUACAUAGUCGGCCUCUGGCGCAGAGGCUACUGGAGAGGGCCCACGGUGCUGAUCAACGCGCAUCCGACGUGCCGCCAGAUCCCGGAGGAGGCCAACGUUGUUGUGGCCGUGGGCUCCAACGACGAGGUCUACCCGGUGCAGCGGCCGGAUCUCGAGGCUUUGAUGCACACCGGAGGGCAGAACAAGACGUUUUUGUACUGGACCGCAGACAGCGGGCGGCUGCCCUCAGGACAGAUCUCGCGGCAAGGCGACACCCACAACCAGGAGUCUCUGCUCCACCACGACGUCCUCCCUCGGCUCAUCGAUGCGACCCUCUGCAAGGAGGGUCCAGAAAUGCACUUUCAUCGGACCUGGAAAGAGAGGCUCUCUCGAGAGAGAAACAAUGCCGAGCUGUGGCUAGGCUACAGCCCCGAGCAGAUCAUGCGGCUAUGGUCUACAAAUGGCCAUCAGAGUGGAAAGCAUCUGCACGAUGUGCCCAUGGGAACGGAGGAGUACAGGAUGGUCAAUGCCGCUUUUAAGGCGUUGCCGAUAGAGCAGCAGGCCUACAUCCUCUCGCCUCCAGAGACCUGGGCACCUGUGCGAGCUUUACGGAUCCAGCGCGUGGAGAACGGGCCACAGGGCGAUGCCUCCUGGAAGCCCUACUACAAGUCGCUCCUGCGGUCUUUGGAAGACCAGGGCGUUGAGUUCGAGCCCGGCACCCACACGUGUUGGGCCUUUCACGGUUGCAACAACGAGGCCUUGGAGUCGAUCGUGAACAACCCGGUGUGUGGUUUCCAGCCCUUGGCUUCUGGAACUCGCAGCACAACGCUGUGGGGAUCUGGGACAUACUUCGCCCGGGACGCCAAGUACGUGGCCGACGGGGGCUUCUGCGGUGCCCCCAACGCCGAUGGCACGCGGAGGAUCGGAGCCUGUGCCCCUCGCACCAGCUGUUGGCGUUGA
This is a messenger RNA of Symbiodinium sp. CCMP2592, 990 nucleotides long. NCBI's taxonomy places the organism in Eukaryota, Dinophyceae, Suessiales, Symbiodiniaceae. The record is from the annotation of a GenBank genome assembly.